CUAGUAACCCUGUCUUAACCCCUGUUGAUCUCUACAGAAAUGAUCGUGGACAAACAUUUGUAAUGAGUCAACCGAAUUUUUCACCAGUAAUUGCGUUUUGAUAUUUAGCUACUUAUAUAGACGCAUAAGAGAUACAAUAUCUUAUCAGUAGCCACAGAAUACGUAUAUAUUGUCACAAUCCACGGAGUGAAGGCGGCACACGACAAAUUUUAAUAUUAGUCAUCGGCAUCGCAAGCUACCGAAACAUGGAAGUAAGUGCCCUAUACCUGGCGAUUAUAAUCACCGUCCUGGUGUUGAUCUAUCGUCGGAUAACUAGAGACAAUGAUUACUUCCACGAUAAACCCAUUCCAUCGUUGGCCGUAAAACCACUUCUGGGCAGCACCGGUGAUCUGCUGGUAAAAAAGUAUUCAUUCAAUGACUAUAUCAAGAAGAUUUACGACCAGUUCGCAGGGGUCAAAGUGUUUGGAUUGUUCGACACUAAUGUGCGCUUUUUCGUUGUUCGGGAUCCAGAGUUGAUCAAGAAGAUCGCGGUUAAAGAUUUCGACUAUUUUGUUGAUCGACGGCCAGUGUUUGGCGAUGCCGCUAAUGAUAACCCGAAUGUGCUCUUCAGCAAGACACUUGUUGGAAUGAGGGAUCAGAAAUGGCGCGAUAUGAGAGCUAUUCUGAGUCCGGCAUUCACGGGAAGUAAAAUGCGCACAAUGUUCCAGCUGGUCACUGAAUACAGUGAGCGCAUGAUACGGGUUCUCAAGGGUGAAGCUGCUGGAACGGGAUACGUUGAGUAUGAAAUGAAAGACCUAUUUUCUCGGAUUUCUAAUGAUAUCAUCGCAACCUGUGCAUUUGGGCUGGAAGUAGAUUCGCUGAAAAAUCGAGAGAAUGAAUUUUACAUGUCGGGCAAGAAAAUGAUUAACUUCAAUAGAACGAUAAUAUUGCUCCGAAUGAUGGCAUUUCGGUUCUUUCCUCGCUUGAUGUCCAAACUGGCGAUUGAUAUUAUCGAUGGAGACCUGAUCCAGUAUUUUUCCGAAAUUAUUCGAGAAGCGGUGCGAACACGAGAUGCUCAUGGGAUUGUUCGCCCAGAUAUGAUCCAUUUGCUGAUGCAAGCGAAGAAGGGUAUCUUGAAGCAUCAAAAUGAAGCACCGGAAACCGGUGAAGGGUUUGCAACAGUAGAAGAAUCCGAAGUGGGAAAGGCAUCUACUAACAAAGCAAUGACUGAACCGGAAUUUAUAGCACAGUGUUUGAUUUUCUUCUUGGCUGGAUUUGACACGGUAUCUACUGGAAUGAUGUUCCUGGCCUACGAGCUAGCUCUGAAUCCCUAUAUUCAAGAGAAACUGUACGAAGAAAUAGCAAAAACGGAUCAGCUACUGGAUGGGAAAUCUGUUACGUAUGAUACUAUCCAAUCGAUGAAGUACAUGGAUAUGGUCGUAUCGGAGUCUCUACGAAUGUGGCCGGUAGCAGCAGUCGACCGUCUGUGCGUACGGGACUACCUACUAGAUGACGGUGAAGGUCUGAAGUUCACCAUCGAUAAAGGCGCUUGCGUGUGGUUUCCGAUUUAUGGUAUCCACCAUGACCCGAAGUUCUAUCCAAACCCGCAGAAAUUUGAUCCGGAACGGUUCAGCGAAGCAAACCGGGCAAAUAUUAAUCUUUCCACGUAUUUGCCAUUUGGAAUCGGCCCAAGAAACUGUAUCGGCUCACGUUUUGCACUGAUGGAAUUAAAGGCUAUCACGUAUCAAUUGCUGUUGCAUUUUACUUUUGAGCGGACCGAGCAGACACAGGUUCCGAUUACGCUAACUAAGGGAUUUACAGCCUUGAGUACCGAGAAGGGGGUCCAUUUGCGGCUGAAGCUGAGAAAGUGAAAAUAAUUCAUUCGUAAUAAACAUUUAUUUCUUGAUUAUCGCCA
Topomyia yanbarensis is the source of this 1894-nucleotide messenger RNA. Its product is annotated as probable cytochrome P450 9f2. The coding region runs from base 246 to 1850 and encodes 534 amino acids. The record is from RefSeq and is a predicted model, not a curated record. Lineage: Eukaryota; Metazoa; Arthropoda; Insecta; Diptera; Culicidae. The transcript is spliced from 2 exons. Gene Ontology annotation, molecular function: oxidoreductase activity, acting on paired donors, with incorporation or reduction of molecular oxygen; monooxygenase activity; heme binding.